GUUGUAUUUCCACAAAGAAGACACUCAUCGUGCGGACAGUCAUGGCGGACCCAAACAAACUCUGCUGAGCACCCACACAUGGGACGGGAAACUUUACAGUUGUAGUGUUUAAUGGCUCGUUUUCUUGUGUCGCUUCGGUUCCGACAACUGUCUUUGACUCGCACCGAGCGUCUCCCUGGUGUCACGUCGUACUUGUAGGGAGUUGUCAUCAUGUCCUUGUGGCGGAGAUGCUGCCGAUGGGGUUUCCUCCACCGCACAGUGGUCCAGAGGUACUCUCAGUGUUUCCGGAUCACACGAACUACUGAUGUCACGGGCACAAGAAGCUGCUCGACGGCCCAGAGUGAGGUGAGGGUCCGGUUUGCGCCCAGUCCGACAGGCUUCUUACAUCUUGGAGGCCUUCGAACUGCUCUGUACAAUUAUAUAUUUGCAAAGAAGUAUGGAGGCUCAUUCGUUCUGCGACUGGAGGACACGGAUCAGAGCAGACUGGUACCAGGAGCUGCAGAAUCCAUAGAGGACAUGCUGGAGUGGGCCGGCAUUCCACCGGAUGAAAGUCCUCGUCGAGGGGGGCCGAUGGGUCCAUAUCUGCAGUCGCUAAGACUUGACCUCUACAGCGAGACAGCGCAGCAGCUUGUGAAGAGUGGACAUGCCUACUACUGUUUCUGCAGCGCACAGAGACUGGAAUUACUCAAAAAAGAGGCCCUGAGGGCUGGACAAACUCCCAGGUAUGAUAACCGGUGUCGUCACCUGCGGUCAGACCAGGUCCAGGAGAAGUUGGUUAACGGAGUCCCACGUGUGAUCAGGUUUCGUCUGGAAUCCGGCGCUGAACCUUUUCAGGAUCUGAUCUUUGGCUGGAAUCGUCAUGAGGUGGCUGAGGUGGAAGGAGACCCUGUGGUAAUAAAAGCAGAUGGAUUUCCCACCUAUCACCUGGCUAACAUAGUAGAUGAUCAUUAUAUGAAAAUCAGCCACGUACUGCGUGGCUCUGAGUGGCUCAUCUCCACCUCCAAGCAUCUGCUCAUGUACCGUGCGCUUGGGUGGCAGCCUCCCACCUUCGGGCACCUGCCACUCCUGAUAAACAAAGAUGGUAGUAAACUGUCGAAGAGGCAGGGGGAUAUAUUCAUUCAGAGCUUUCAGAGAGACGGGGUCCUGCCAGAGGCUCUGCUUGAUAUCACAACCAACUGUGGAUCAGGAUUUAACACCAAUCGAAUGGGCCGGAGGAUUGACGAGCUGAUAUCUGAGUUUAACCCUUCAAAGAUCACUACACAUUCUGCAAUGUUAGACAUGGACAAACUACCAGAGUUCAACAGAGUUCACCUGCAAUGGCAGAUAGAAGACGGGGAGCGAUGCCUUCUCCUGAUUAAAGAUCUACAGGAACAAAUUCAGCACCUCUACUCAGCAGGAAUCCAGGAUAAAGAGGUCUUAUGUGAGGAUUAUAUCAGGCGGGUGCUACAUCUUCGCAAGGGUCACAUAUCCUCUCUAAAGGAACUUCUAAGCCCUAAUUACGCAUAUCUGUGGGUGCGUCCUUCCUUUUCCAUCCAGCAGGUGGAAGCACUCACUACAGAAGCCCAGCACCUUGCCUCAUUAGUGUUGAAGUCUGUAGAGGAGCGAUGUGGGGAGCUGGCAGUAGAUCCGCUCAAUAAAGAACUGAAGUUGUUGGCUAAACAGGCUAAAACCACAAAGUACAGAGAAGUAAUGAAGCUGUUUCGUCUGACUCUCAGUGGCCUGCAGCAAGGUCCCAGCGUAGCUGAGAUGAUGGUUUCUCUGGGGCCUGCGGAGAUCAAGCAUCGAUUCCAGAAACUUCUGCAGCUACCAGAGACAAGAUAAAGACUAAACUUCCUCCUCCACUAAUGGACCUAAGGGGGGGGUGAAGAGUUACAAACUCAGAGUGAUAUUGCUAAGCGCUUCAACACAUUUGAAAUGAAUUGUACUCCACAGAGAUGAGUUAAAUAAUACUUGAAUUAAUGUAAAUAUUUAUAUAAGAGUAAAAGUCAUUUUAUGCA
This is a messenger RNA of Betta splendens (Siamese fighting fish), 1997 nucleotides long. It is a transcript of the gene ears2, whose product is annotated as glutamyl-tRNA synthetase 2, mitochondrial. Gene Ontology annotation, biological process: glutamyl-tRNA aminoacylation. Bases 211 to 1821 code for a protein of 536 amino acids. Lineage: Eukaryota; Metazoa; Chordata; Actinopteri; Anabantiformes; Osphronemidae. The record is from RefSeq and is a predicted model, not a curated record. Gene Ontology annotation, molecular function: zinc ion binding; tRNA binding; glutamate-tRNA ligase activity. The transcript has 10 exons.